CCCGCCGCCCGCAGCAUGCCCGCGGCGCCACGCCCGCAGCCCCUGGAGGAGCCGCUGCGCCAGGAGGACCUUCUCCUGGCAGCUGCCUAUGUUUCCGAUGCCCAGUACAACAGAAAUGUGCCCUUUGAAACAUCUCCUCAGGCCAUCAGACAUUAUUAUUUGUAUAACCACUGGAUGAUGCGAGUGACCACAUAUGUCUUUAUCUGUGUGAACCUUUCUCUUGCUCUGUUUGAGGAGCCCGCACUGUUUCCACUCCCUUUCUUGGCCACCUCCAUGGUAGAAGUGCUCUGUCUGACUGCAUUCUUCGGGAGACUUUUACACUUUGCCAAGGUCACACCACAAAAGGUAUUCUGGAAGGACACCAAGAACAUCUGCAUCCUGGUCACCAUUGCGUUGACCCUGGUGGACCUGAUUAUCUAUGGAUCCCUGGAAGCCAUCAACAUCCACAGCAUCCGCUGGUCCAGGGCCCUGAGGCCCGUCUUCCUGAUUAACUGUCCCGAGAGUCGCCAGAUUCGCAGAGCUUUCCGAAGCAUCCGGAAGACCCUGCCCGACAUCCUUUAUGUCUUCCUCUUGUUCAUGUUCAGUAUGCUCAUUUUCUCCCUGAUGGCCCUGAAGCUCUUUGGGGACAGGGGCCUUAAGACGGUAGAGGGAUCGCGCUACUUUACCAACAUCCUGGAGAUCGCCUUUGAGCUCUACGUGCUGGUCACCACUGCCAACAGCCCGGAUGUGAUGAUGCCUGCCUAUGAUGCCAAUUGGUGGUACUCUCUGUACUUUAUCACCUACAUCAUCAUCAACACCUACAUCUUCAUGUCUGUCUUUCUGGCUGUGGUCUACAACAACUACAGGAAGCACUUAAAGAAUGAGAUUCGCACACUGGCCUUCCUGAAGCGCCACAAGAUGUUGGAAGCGUUCAGCAUUCUGAAAGUCAGCGUGGGUGCAGAGUUUGUGGUUCCCGAGACCCGCUGGAGGCAGCUGGUCAAGCUUGUGGCACCUGACACCAGCAGCUCCCACCUGGAGCUACUUCUCCAGAUCUGUGAUGAAGACCAGAAGGGAUACGUGGACAAAAUGAACUUUGUCCGUUUGGCUGACCUCCUCAACAUCCAGGUGGUCACCAUCAGCAUCAGGACACACCCGCUGGAAACCUGGAUUCCCCGGGUGUACCAGUCAUCUGCAAGCCUCUGGAUCCAGAAGAUGGUUCGACACAGGAUUUUUGUCUGGGUAUAUGACGUCAUCAUUCUUAUAAAUGCCAUAUUCAUUGCUCUGGAUGAGAAAAAUCCCCUCAUUUCCUAUGCUGAAUGGCUCUUCCUUGCUCUCUAUGUGAUUGAGAUUCUCCUGAAACUCUACACGUACGAACCCAAAGCCUACUUGGGAAGGAAGCAGUUCUGGAAUUGGUUUGACAUGCUGAUCAUCUUCGCUGCGCUGCUGGCCACGGUGGUCAACACCUCCAUUCAGUCAGCCAGAAAAUACAACAGCCAGCAGAUCCUGGACAUCGUCCUGAUACUGAGGGUCCUGCGUCUCCUGAGGGUCAUUGUCAGCAUUCAGAGAUUCCGGGUUAUCGUGACCACCUUGAUUAACAUUGGCCCCACGAUGCUGACUUUUGGGGGACUUGUCUUGAUGGUAUACUAUGUGUUCGCCAUCAUCGGAAUGGAGGUGUUCCAUGGCAAAGUUCGCUUCUUGGGCCCCAACCUCACCACUCCUGGGGCUCUGCUGUGUGGGAACCCGGCACUGAAGGACUCAGAGUUCGCCCGCAAUGGCUACUGUAAGAACAACUUCAAUGACCUCGCCACAGCCCUUGUCACGCUCCUGGAGCUCACAGUGGUCAACCAGUGGCACAUCCUCGCAGACGGCUUUGCCCGUGUGACCCACCAGGCAGCCAGACUCUAUUUCAUCGGCUUCCAUGUCGUGGUCGUCAUCCUGAUUGUCAACAUUUUUAUAGCAUUCAUCUUGGAGGCGUUUUUCGUGGCAUAUUCACUGGAAAAAAGUGAAGUAGAAACUGCUAUAGAAAAGAAGAUCCAAGAGCUAGGAGUGGGAGUCCAAGAGGACGAGGACAACGAUGGGGCCCUCAUUGCCAACAUGGACGUAAAGGACAAUGGCUUCAGUAGGGAUGAUGGAGACAGCCAGAGGAAGGCCUUGAAAGGCUUAUACUUCAGGAUUGCAUCUAAGAAGUACAGAACUGCAGAUGCUUUGCUGCAGCGGAUGUUUGAGUGUGAGAUUGCUCCUGAGGAUGAAGCCCCUGCCUUGGAUGAGCCUGACCGUCUUGGCCGGCGACAACUACCUCCAGAGCCCCCAACUCUGAGCGCUUGA
Sorex fumeus (smoky shrew) is the source of this 2304-nucleotide messenger RNA. RefSeq names its product two pore calcium channel protein 1-like. NCBI's taxonomy places the organism in Eukaryota, Metazoa, Chordata, Mammalia, Eulipotyphla, Soricidae. Gene Ontology annotation, cellular component: membrane. The record is from RefSeq and is a predicted model, not a curated record. Gene Ontology annotation, molecular function: monoatomic ion channel activity. Gene Ontology annotation, biological process: monoatomic ion transport; transmembrane transport. The transcript has 19 exons. The coding region runs from base 16 to 2304 and encodes 762 amino acids.